CGCUCCAAAUCACACUUACCCCUUCAAAAGGCAAAAACCCAUUCCUCCAUCUUCCGUCUUCCAAAAAUCAAAAUUUAGACUUCCUGAAUCUUUAUACUAAUUUGUUAAACUUCCAUGUCAGCUCUGUCGACCCGCCGGCUCAGGGACCCAAAUGCCGGCACCGGACCCAGAACCACUGCACAAAAACCAGCAAAAAACCUCUCCCCCAUCUCCAUAACCACCAAAACCUCUACUCAGUCUCUUCAAAAAUCGUCGUCUGGGAAGGAGAACCCCAGGUCCGGUUUUAGGGCCUCUGGAUCCGCUCAAAAGCCCGUUAUUCGGCCCGUUCCUCGGGUGGAGAAGGCAGCUGUGGGCUUGGGAGGCGACGGAGAGGCGCGUGCUAGGUGGUCUACGUCAGCAGCUCCAAGAGGUAGGAGCCCUAGCCCGUCUCAGUUCAUUAGGGUUUUUUCUGAUUUGAGAAGAGAGAAGGGUUCUAAGGUUUCUGCCGAUAGGUCUGGUAAGGGUGUGAGUAAAGAAAGUAAAUGGACUAGGAAUUCGAUUGUGAGCACGAAUGAAAAUGGCACGAGUAAUUUUAAGGAGAAUGGUGAUUCCAGUGAUAAUUUGGUUAAAUCGAGUACGUUUUCUGAGGGGCUAGGGCAGGAAUCUGGAAAGAACUUGAAUUUGAGCGCAGAUUUGGCGAACCGUAGUGCUUACAAGGGCUUUAAAGGAAAGGGCAGUUCGGGUUUUGCUAGCUUAGACGCUAGUGCUAAUGUUAAUAAGGGACGUGACGAGAAACCUGUUUCUGUUUCGAAAUCUGACGAUAAAAUCGAACAGGUUAGGAAAGGUGUUAACUUAGGUUUAAGGAGAACGUCUCUGGACGGGGAUGCAAGGGUUUUGGAGAUUUCUAAAGAGAACGGAGUGAAUGAAGAUGGUGUAAGCAGUUGGGUGAGUAACAAGUACCAAAGCAAGCUUCAUGAGAAGCUAGCUUUUCUUGAAGGAAAGGUUAAGAGAAUUGCUUCAGAUAUUAAGAAGACUAAGGAGAUGUUGGAUAUGAAUAAUCCAGAUGCAUCCAAGAUGAUACUUUCGGAUAUUCAGGAAAAGAUUUCUGGUAUUGAGAAGGCUAUGGGUAAUGUUGUUAGUAAUUCGGGUAGCAAAUUAGGCGUUUCAACUAGCAGUGUAAGUGAUAAUAGGGAGGUGAAAAUUGCAGGUAAGAGUGAAGUUAAUCAAGCCGAGAGUGUGAAAAGUUCUGUUAAUGGAUUGAAUAGUGAAGAUUUAGAAGCUAGACUCUUUCCUCAUCAUAAGUUGCUUCGGGGUCGAACAUCCUUGAAGGCAUCCUCAGGAGGCUCUCAAAGUCUAGAACUGCCUGAUGUAACAGAACCUAGCAGAGAAGUAAAUGUGGAAGAGAAGCCAUUGAGUCCAGUUGAGGAAAAUCCCAUAGCUUUGGAAUUCUUGGCUUCUCUUGAUAAGGAGCCUGCCAAAAUCACAGUUAGGAGAGAUCAAGUUCAUAUGGCCCAUUGUGAAGUCCAGGAAAUGGAUGGCAAUGCAAUAUCAGGGAAGCAAGACUCUUCAAACAAGUUCAAUGAAAAUGCUGAUCUUGAUCUCCUUCUCAAAGCUGAUGAAAGGCUUGAUGAAUUUGAUGAUCAGGAGAACAGACAAGAAAUUAUUAUCGAUGAAGAGACUGAUGAUCCUUGUGUCUACCAGCUAAAUGAAAUGGGUUUCAAAACUUCUACAGGAGGAUGGUUUGUGUCGGAAGGAGAGGCAGUUCUUCUAGCACAUGAUGAUGGCUCAUGUUCCUUUUAUGACAUUGCUAAUCUUGAGGAGAAGGCAGUAUAUAACCCUCCUAUGGGAAUCUCACCUAAUAUAUGGAGGGACUGUUGGAUAAUCCGUGCUCCAGGUGCAGAUGGUUGUUCGGGCAGAUAUGUUGUGGCUGCAUCUGCUGGCAAUACAUUAGAUUCUGGAUUUUGUUCAUGGGAUUUCUAUGCCAAAGAUGUGCGUGCUUUCCACAUUGAGGAAGGAGGGACAGUAGCUUCAAGAACUGUGCUAGGCCCAUUACCCAAUAACACUAUGCACGGAAGAAAUACUUUGACUAGUACUUUGAUGCCAGAAACUCAGCAGUGGUGGUAUAAACCAUGUGGACCUCUUAUCAUCUCACUCCAGUUCCCAGAGGGCUGUCAAAGUUUUGACAUCCGAGAUGGUGAGAAAAUAAUGAAUUGGGAGUUGCAGAAGCCUGUACUACAUGGACUAUCAAGCCCUUUGCAGUGGAGGAACAGAGGAAAAGUGGUAAUAGCUGAAGUGGAAACGAUUUCUGUAUGGGAUGUGAGCUCCCUUCAUGCUCAAGCAUUAGUUUCCAUUUCUUCCUCAGGUCGAAAAAUCUCUGCUCUCCAUGUAAAUAACACUGAUGCAGAAUUAGGUGGAGGGGUUCGUUUGAGAGCAACUUCCUCAGAAGCUGAAGGAAAUGAUGGUGUCUUUUGCACCCCUGAUUCCAUUAAUAUUUUGGAUUUUCGCCACCCAUCUGGCAUUGGUGCAAAAAUACCAAAACUUGGUGUAAAUGUGCAUUCUGUUUCAUCUCGUGGGGAUUCUAUAUUUCUUGGCUGCACCAACGUGAGGUCUGCAGGAAAAAAGCAGCUGUGUUCUCAGGUGCAGCAAUUUUCACUGCGGAAACAAAGGCUAGUUAGCACCUACUCUUUGCCAGAAUCCAAUGCUCACUUGCAUCACUCAGCUAUAACACAAGUGUGGGGAAAUUCAAAUCUUGUGAUGGCUGUCUGUGGGCUUGGGCUAUUUGUGUUUGAUGCAUUGAGUGAUGAUUCAUUACAGUCUUUCACUAGUGAAUGUGGCGGUUUCCAGAAGGUUAAAGAAAUCAUUGGCACAGACGACCUGUAUUCUCCUUCUUUUGAUUAUUCAGGAUCCCGGAUUCUCCUCAUAUCAAGAGAUCGCCCAGCUCAGUGGAGGCACUUACUGUAAGUUUUACACAUGCUCGAAAAUGUUUGUUGUAAUUUAUCAGGACUAAGAAAGUAUUAAAUAACUUCUUGUUAUUUAUAUCUGUUUCUCAUUAUUAAAGUUUACAAGGUGAGUUUGCUAUUUGUUGAA
Carica papaya (papaya) is the source of this 3066-nucleotide messenger RNA. Its product is annotated as Transducin/WD40 repeat-like superfamily protein. Gene Ontology annotation, molecular function: protein binding. The record is from RefSeq and is a predicted model, not a curated record. NCBI's taxonomy places the organism in Eukaryota, Viridiplantae, Streptophyta, Magnoliopsida, Brassicales, Caricaceae.